Struthio camelus australis is the source of this 744-nucleotide messenger RNA. NCBI's taxonomy places the organism in Eukaryota, Metazoa, Chordata, Aves, Struthioniformes, Struthionidae. The record is from RefSeq and is a predicted model, not a curated record.
AUGCGUUUCCUGCAUGCGUCACGAGCGCGCUCUCUCUCUCUGCCGUUGCCUUUCGCCGGAGCAGACUUUCCGAUCCCGAAACCCAACGUGAUCUCCCGGCUGGAGCUGGAGGAGGAGCUGGGGGUGCCCGACCCCAACGACUCCAAGGAGUGGGAGAUCCUGCGAGUCGCCCCCGCAGGGUCUCGAUCCCGGACCACCCCGGUCCCGAUCCCAGCCCCACUCCCGAUCCCGAUCCCGGUGCUGGUCCCAGCCCUGCUCCCGGACCCAAUCCCGGUGCCGUCCCGAUCUCACAGCGCCCCGGUCCCGGUUCCGGUCCCAGCCCCACUCCCAGUCCCACUCCCAAUCCCGGUCCUGGUCCCAGCUCUGAUCCCGAUCUCGAUCCCAGAGCACCCUGGUCCCGGCCCCAAUCCCAAUCCCAGCUCUGAUCCCAGUCCCAAUCCCGGUCUCGAUCCCAGAGCACCCCAAUCCCAGCCCUGAUCCCAGCUCUGAUCCCAGUCCCGAUCCCGGUCUCGCUCCCGGAGCGCUCCGGUCCCAACCCCAAUCCCAAUCCCAAUCCUGAUCCCAGUCUCGAUCCCAGAGCACUCCGGUCCCGACCGCAAUCCCAAUCCCAGCUCCGAUCCCAGUCUCGAUCCCCAGAGUGCCCCAAUCCUGGUCCCGAUCCCGGUGCUGGUCCUGACCCCGGUCUCGCUCCCGGAGCGCCCCGAUCCCAACCCCAAUCCCCAUCCCAGUCUUGGCCCUGACCCC